Rhagoletis zephyria (snowberry fruit fly) is the source of this 2076-nucleotide messenger RNA. RefSeq names its product sodium/potassium-transporting ATPase subunit alpha-like. Gene Ontology annotation, cellular component: plasma membrane. NCBI's taxonomy places the organism in Eukaryota, Metazoa, Arthropoda, Insecta, Diptera, Tephritidae. Gene Ontology annotation, biological process: intracellular sodium ion homeostasis; sodium ion export across plasma membrane; potassium ion import across plasma membrane. The record is from RefSeq and is a predicted model, not a curated record. Gene Ontology annotation, molecular function: ATP binding; ATP hydrolysis activity; P-type sodium:potassium-exchanging transporter activity.
AUGAUAAACUCUGCGAAUGCUGCUGCUUCUGCUGCGCCGGCUCCUACGACGACGACGACGACGACAACAACGAUUGCAAUGCCAAAAGUACUCUCAGCCAACAUUGACUUAAACAGCAACCUGACCAAGCCGACAAAUGGCGAAAAUAUUGGAGAAAACAACAAUGCCAAGCAGAAAAAGCAAAAGAAAGUCAACCUUGAUGGGCUCAAAUCAGAGCUGGCCAUUGACGAGCACCGAAUCACGCUGACGGAGCUUUGUGAACGAUUUUCCACUAACAUUGAUACGGGCCUGAGUCCAGUGGCCGCUAAAGAACGGUUGCACCGAGACGGCCCCAACCGAAUAACGCCUCCAAAGGCGACGCCCGAAUGGCUCCGCCUCUUGCAGAACCUUUUCAGCUGGUUCAAUUUGCUGCUGUGGGUGGGGGCGCUGCUCUGCCUGGCUGCCUACACCCUUGAAGUGCACACGCAAGAGUUUCCCAGUCAGGACAAUUUGUACCUCGGCGCCGCCCUGGCCAUUGUGGUCACCAUCAGCGGCCUUUUCAGCCACUACCAACAGUCAAAAAGCGAAAAUAUCAUGGCCAGCUUUGCCGGCCUCAUUCCGAAGACCUGUACGGUGGUGAGGGCGGGCCACCAGACGAAGGUGCCCGUGGAGACGUUGGUCCUCGGUGACCUGGUGGAGCUGGUCGCCGGGGACCAGGUGCCCGCCGAUGUGCGCAUUAUCACCGCCAGUGGCCUCAAGGUGGACAACAGCUCGUUGACGGGCGAGAGUGAGCCACAGGCAAGGGGCCCGGUUUGCAGCCAUCCGCAGCAGCCGCUGGAAACGCGGAAUCUUGCCUUUUUCAGCACCAACGUCGUUGAGGGGGCGGGAAAGGGCGUGGUGAUACGGGUGGGUGAUGGAACCAGUAUGGGGCGGAUUGCGGUGCUGGCGAGCAGUUUGGAAGCAAGGCCUACUCCACUUUCAACUGACAUUCAGCACUUUAUCACCAUGAUCACCUACGUGGCGGUCUUUUUUGGGCUGCUCUUUGCUUUUUCUUACUUCAUCGUUGGUUUUAGCCUCCUCAACGCCUCCAUUCUAGUCAUCAGCCUGAUCGUUGCUCAGGUGCCCGAGGGCCUUCUACCAACGUUGACCGUAGUACUAACGCUUACGGCAAAACGACUGGCCAGCAAGAACUGCCUGGUAAAAAAUUUGGAAGCGGUAGAAACGCUGGGCGCCACUUCUACUAUCUGCACCGACAAAACGGGCACGUUGACGCAGAACCGCAUGACAGUUUCCCACAUUUGGAUCAGCGGAAGUGGAGGUGGUGGAGGUAUCUUCGAUGCCGACAAUCUAAUCGCCCAGGGCAGCGGCACUAAAGUGGACACCGAGGGGGCGGUUUGGCGGUCACUCACUCGGGUGGCUUGUCUCUGCAGCAAAGCCGCCUUUGGGGAGGGGCAGGCGGGCGUGCCCGUACUGAAACGGGAAGCCUUUGGUGACGCCUCCGAGGUAGCCAUCCUCAAGUACUUUGAGAUGAUCACCGGCUCAGUGGCCGCCUACCGCACCCGCCACCCAAAGGUCUUUGAGGUGCCCUUCAACUCGGUGAACAAGUACAGCCUAACGAUCAAUGCGACACCGGCAAAAGGAGGAGAUACUUCCGGUGGUGGCGGCGCCAUUGGCGGUUACUGGCUAUCGAUGAAGGGCGCCCCGGAGCGAAUUCUCGAACGGUGCACCACCAUCCUCGUUGACGGCCCUAGUGGAGGCCGUCGAGAAGUGGCCCUCGACGAGAAGGCCCGGGCCAGUUUUGCCGCCGCUUACGAGGCGUUGGGCGGGGCAGGAGAACGGGUCAUUGGCCUUGCUGAACGGCACCUGCCCAAAGAAAGCUUCCCGCCGGGGUAUCCCUUCAGCGAGGGCACUGACUCGGAUGCCGCCGGCAAGGAGAAUUACCCCAUCACGGGACUGUGCUUUUUGGGCGCCAUUAGCAUGAUCGACCCGCCGAGGCCUAAUGUUCCUGAUGCCGUAGCCAAGUGCCGGUCGGCCGGCAUCAAGGUCAUCAUGGUCACCGGUGAUCAUCCGAUCACCGCCGCUGCCAUUGCUCGUUCU